This is a messenger RNA of Humulus lupulus (European hop), 609 nucleotides long. RefSeq lists its product as uncharacterized. The transcript has a single exon. Lineage: Eukaryota; Viridiplantae; Streptophyta; Magnoliopsida; Rosales; Cannabaceae. The coding region runs from base 1 to 609 and encodes 202 amino acids. The record is from RefSeq and is a predicted model, not a curated record.
AUGGACCCCAUGAACCAAGUGUUUAGAGAGUUUCUAGAUAAAUUCAUCAUCGUGUUUAUUGAUGAUAUUUUGACAUACUCGAGUAACCCAGAGGAACAUGCAGUGCAUUUGGAGAUGGUUCUUCAGCGUUUGAAGGAACAAAAACUUUAUGCCAAAUUCUCCAAGUGUGAAUUUUGGCUGGAAAAGUUGAGUUUCUUGGGCCAUGUGGUGUCAGGAGAAGGGAUAUCUGUGGAUCCUACCAAGAUAGAGGCACUAAGUCAGUGGAAACCUCCGAAGAAUGCUCGGGAAGUGAGAAAUUUUCUCGAAUUAGCAGGGUAUUAUAGGCGGUUUGUAGAAGGGUUCUCGAAAAUAGCUACGCCAAUGACUGCUCUUACCCGUAAAAAUGUUAAGUUUGUAUGGAACGAACAGUGUAAAACGAGUUUCAAAGAACUAAAGACGAGGUUGACCACUGCCCCAGUGCUGACUAUCCCUAGUGGGAUAGAGGGAUAUGUGAUCUACAGCGAUGCCUCAAGACAAGGACUGGGGGCAGUACUGAAGCAACAUGGCAAGGUGAUAGCUUAUGCGUCCAAACAGCUAAAGAGUUACGAAAAGAAACUACCCAACGCAUGA